Molecule: messenger RNA, 1197 nt
Organism: Populus trichocarpa (black cottonwood)
Lineage: Eukaryota; Viridiplantae; Streptophyta; Magnoliopsida; Malpighiales; Salicaceae
Exons: 3
Coding region: 359-814 (151 amino acids)
Biological process (GO): protein localization to Golgi apparatus; Golgi to plasma membrane protein transport; Golgi to endosome transport
Cellular component (GO): trans-Golgi network; Golgi membrane
Source: RefSeq, a predicted model, not a curated record
AGGCACCUCAGCCCUACAGCGUGUCUCCUCAGCUAACUCUUUAAUCAUAGCUUAAUAAUUCAGUUUUGUAAACUUUUUUGAAAACUUGUUGUGGUAAGCUUUUAUUUUAUUAAAACAGAAAACGAAAACAAAUAAGAUUGUUCAACUGGAUCCGAUCUUUCUACUCAAAAUCUAAAUCUAGGGUUUCAAAUUUCGUUUCUUUUUCUCUCAAAUUCCUGAAAUUCAAUCCAUAAAAAAAAAUUCCAGCAAUUGUUCAAUCGGAUCCGGUCUUUCUACUUGCCAACGUGUGUGUGUGUGUGUGUGUAGUGCUGUUUGAAUUUGGGCUUAAAAAAGGAACAGCAGCAGAUAAGGAGUCAUCAUGUUCUAUGGUGCAUUGGUAUGGGAUCCAUGGCUAAUAGUAGCCCAAAUUGUCUGCCUUCAGUGCCUUUACUAUCUCACCCUUGGUUUCUUUUUAUCCCUUCUUGUUGGCACUCGCGUCUCUCACUUGACUCUCGUUUAUUUCUUUGAUUUCGCCACUAUCACUACCUCUACUGUCACCGGCUGCUGUGUCAUUGCCUCCCUUCUCCUCACCUCCUUUGCUGGAGCUGGGUAUAUGUUGUUUUUUAUUGAGAGGGCAAAUAAGUGCUUAGAUUUUUCGGCAACCCUCUAUAUCAUCCAUUUGUUGAAAUGCAUGAUAUAUGGAGGUUGGCCUUCCUCGAUAACAUGGUGGGUUGUUAAUGGUACUGGAUUUGCAGUGAUGGCCUUGCUUGGUGAAUAUUUGUGUAUCAAGCGUGAACUCCGGGAGAUUCCCACACGAUAUCGAUCCAAUGUUUGACCAGCAAGAGAAGGGAACAGCAAGAGCAAUUUUUUUUCUGGGACAACAAUGGUGCUUAUUUGAAGCUUUCAAGGAGCUUCUGUAACCUGUGUGAAUUUUGCAGGAUAUCAAUCUAAACUUUGAUGGUGAUAGUAAGGGAUAUUUUUAAUCUAUAGAUUCAGUUAGAUUCUGUGCAGGUGGUGAUGAAGGAGAAUGGCUCAAGAAAUUUGAAGAUGGCUCUCAAAUGAUGUGAAGAUGGAUGAGGAGAGUAGGUAAGUAUUGUAUCAGGAAACUCUCAAUGUACAAUUUUAGGUGGUUUUUGGAAGAGUUGAUGAUUGUUUUCUUCAAAUAUUUUGUAUAAUAGUGUCUUAUUUUAAUAUGACAAAUGGAUGAGUUUCCAUGCA